Hemicordylus capensis (graceful crag lizard) is the source of this 1933-nucleotide messenger RNA. RefSeq lists its product as uncharacterized. The transcript is spliced from 2 exons. The record is from RefSeq and is a predicted model, not a curated record. Gene Ontology annotation, biological process: DNA integration; DNA recombination. NCBI's taxonomy places the organism in Eukaryota, Metazoa, Chordata, Lepidosauria, Squamata, Cordylidae. Gene Ontology annotation, molecular function: DNA binding. Bases 132 to 839 code for a protein of 235 amino acids.
AAGGUGCCUCGCAGGACCGGGGGGCUGCCCGGAAUCAGCUUUUAAAAUCACUCUCUAGUAGGUUGGAGGCGUUGGAAAAGGGGGGGGGCCCAGCCGGCCCGGCUCCUCCCUCAGGUCCGCAAGAUCCAUCCAUGCCUGAUGACCUGGUUCCUGGAAGGCCUGCUCCUGUGGCUCCAUUGCCGUCGCCUGAGGACCCGGCUCCUGUGCUGCCUGCUCCGUCGCUUCCACUGCCUGCUGCACCGGUUGAACCUCCGCCUGUGGACCCUCGAGUACCGGUGGCCCCGGAUUUGGUUGCCGCAGUGCUGCAGCAACUUGAGGCCUGCUGUGCUAACCAGUGGGAGGUAACUCUUUUUCGGGCGGCUGUUUUAGUCACCUUUUUCGGUGCCUUUCGUCCAGGUGAGUUGCUACCAUGGAACAGGGGCUCCCUGAGGGACCGUUGUUUGCAAUUUUCUGAUUUGUCACUCAGUGACGGGGUGGCACAGCUUUUUCUACGCCGUUCUAAGACGGAUCAACACGGUAAAGGGCAGUUGGUGCGCUUGGCGGCUGCCUCUGACCCUGGCAUUUGCCCGGUGAUCGCCUUGCAGCACUACGCGGCCCUCGGGCCUGCCUCAGCGGGGUGCCUGUUUGUCCACGUGGAUCAGGCACCUCUUACCCAAUACCAGUUCCUGGCAGUGGUAAGAAGGGCAUUGGUUGCAGCUGGGGUGCCGCCUGAAGGGCUCACAUUACACUCCUUCAGGAUUGGGGCGGCUACUACAGCUUCCCGGUUGGGCCUACAAGAGGCCGUGGUACGGCGGAUCGGCCGGUGGAAGUCCGUGGCGGUCAGGCGUUAUGUGCACUGACAGCGGACUAUAUUAUCUGGAUUGAUCGAAUUUUCUUUUUGGCAGGUGCUGGUGGGGCAGCGGCUCCUGUACGGGUCCUGAUCUGUGGCCAUUCGUUGGUCUUUUGGGCCUUCAAGCAGACCAGCACCUCCCACUGGGGUUCACAGCUGGGGUUUGGAUGAAGAGCCCUGGUGUAUUGGUUGGGCAUGCAGGGCAUGCUGUGGAGUCAGCUGCUCCCGGCCAUUAAGGAUCACUUAGCUAGAUUCCCUGUGCCCACCGUUCUUGUCCUUCACUUGGGUGAGAAUGACUUAGGCAGGUGGACUGGCCUGUCCAUGGUGCAGCAAGCCGCCUCCGAUUUGACCGUACUGCGCAGGUGGAUGCCCGGGGUUCGUAUCCUCUGGAUCAAUUGGCUUCAGCGCAGGGUUUGGCGCGCUGCGUUUAACGGGUUUAAGUUAGAAAAGGCCCGGCGCAAGGUUUCGGCCGCCAUAGGUAAGUUAGUUUUGGCGGCUGGGGGGGACAUCAUUAGGCAACCUGAUUUAGCAGCUCGCUUCCACGAGCUAUAUCGCCCGGAUGGUGUUCACCUUUCCAAGGCUGGGUGCGAUUUGUAUUUACGCAAUAUUCGGAAUGGGCUUGCUGCACUGUUGGAUGGCAUGGGGCAGGGAGGCCAAGCAAGGGCUGACCUCCCUGGGUGGCAGUAACAGUGCGGGCUAAGGGGUAAGUGGUUGGUUAGAGUAUGGUGAGCACCCUUGGAUAUUGUAAGGUGGAAUGGUCAAUCGCUCCUUUGUAGCCUGUGCGGCAUGGGGAGAAAUUGAUUGCCAGGAAACCUGCUUAAGGAUUGCAUCAACCUUUGGGCUGUGCAGUCCGGGGUGGGUGAAGACCUUGAGUUGUCCAGAUCCCCUCUUCUCUGGAGGGCGGUUGGCUUUGAAGGAGACAGGUGGGGUAUACCCGCUUGUUUCCUGAGCCAGGGUGUGUCGCCCAUGUCAGGUGAUGAAUAGGAUGGUAGCAUCCUAGCUCACGCCUAGGGGCCCGCACUGUUCUAUGUUGGUGAUUAAUCACCUGGUUUACAGUCCGCCUAUGCCUAUUUGUUUAUUAAUAAACGUGGCCCGUUUCAUCCA